AGACGCAUCUGAAUGAAACUGGCUCGUCGGCGGCGGACAUUGCGGUUCCAAGUAUCUCCCGUCAUCGAGGAGUGACCUUCCCUGGGCGGGAGCCCGAAUGUCUCCAGUUCCGCCGCCGCUCUGUUGAAGAAGCACUAGAUGCGAAAGCAGCGCCAUUUCUGUCGGCGUCCAUGAUAGGCGCUGCUACCGCAGCAGAUUCCAGAGCUCGAGCUCGGAACGGCAGCGGGAGAGAAGUAGCCGCUCCCCUUUCGCCGCUUCCCUACUCCCAGGCCACGGCAGACUGUGCUGGUGAACUAGAGCCGCUCUCAUAAUGGACCUCUCUGCCUGAGACAGAAACACGUCUUGUGUUUUGCUCAGCAGCUGGGAGCUUUCAGCAGCCAUGCCUCACCAGUAAAAUCCCUCUUUUUUUUUUUUCCUUUUUUUUUUUUUGCUUAAAGCAAUAAAAACCCAACACCAUCCUACAUGCCUCCCCAUGUAGAGCCCCUUACUUACAUCCUACUGGAGUGACGCCCCCCCCUCCUCGUCCAGAUAGGCUCUGCCUCGUCCUUCUGUUGUUGUCCACCUCCUUCCCUUCAGUAACUACCCAUCAUGAGGCUGCUGUGCCAGAAAAUGGCCUACACCUGAGGUCCCAUGCGUCCAGUGAGCACCGAUUCGGACGGUCCCGCUCCUCCUGAGAACCUCUCUUGCCCUUACCCCAGUGUGGGAGCUCUGUCUGCUUCAGAGAUGUCCUUGCUCCAGUCUCUCGGGCCGGUACAAAGCUGGCUCGGCCAGGAGCUCGAGAAGUGUGGGAUAGAUGCCAUGAUCUAUACCCGCUAUGUUCUUAGCCUCCUCCUGCAUGACAGCUAUGACUAUGACCUGCAGGACCAGGAAAAUGACAUCUUCCUGGGGUGGGAGAAGGGAGCCGGGAAGAAGUGGGGCAAGGGCAAGAAAAAAGGAGGGACCGACCUGAGUCUAGAGGAGAUAAAGAAGCAAGCCGCAGUGCAAUGCCUUCGUUCUGCAUCUGAUGAAAACUCUGGAAUUGAGAGCCUGGUUGAGGAGCUCUGCUCCAAACUUAAGGACAUCCAAAACAAACAGAAAGAAGAGAAACGGAUUCAAAAGAAAUCGGAUGGCUGUCAGUCACCAGAGCGUGCCGAGUCGCCCUCUUCUAAGGACCAGGUGGAAAUGUAUUAUGAAGCAUUUCCCCCUCUGUCCGAAAAGCCUGUUUGUCUCCAAGAGAUCAUGACGGUGUGGAACAAGGCCAAGGCCUGCACUUACUCCAGUUCAUCAUCCUCUGCAGCUCCACAAACCAGCACAGACACAUCUUCCCCCAAAGACUGCAACAGUGAUGGUGAGGCUGCUAAAGAGCGAAACCUGGAGGCGUGUAGUACCAUCCCUACUGCGACCAGUGAGAGAGGUCAGCAACGCCGGGGCAAGAAGGAGAAAGAAAACCGAGGCCAUGGCGGUGCGGCAGCGGAGGAAAAGUCCAUCAGCCACUCCAAGAGACAGAUGAGACACAGAUCUGAAGGCAAAUACCGACCCAGAUCCUGGUCUUCUGGUUCCAGCGAGGAAGGCUCCAGCUCCAGUGGGAACCAGGCUGACACGAAAUCAUCAAGAAGCAAAACCGUUAGAGUAAGGCACAAAUCCAGGGAGGCUGCAAAGAACAAGAAGACACGCAACAACGGGCAGGUGAAGCUGCAGAUGAAAGUUGGCGAUAAGGAGGAAAGAAGAAAUGCGGGGGUGCGCGGUAGCAGCGCGACUGGCGGAGCUGCUAAACAACCACAGCUUUACAAGAGAGGAAAGAGGCCGCUAAAGGAGAUUCGUAAAGAGCUUGGCUGGCUGGAAGUCAGAGAGUCUGCAGUGGAGGCCAGAAACAAAAAGGAGUACAAGGAGGAGCCGCUUUGGUACACUGAGCCCAUCACUGAGUACUUUGUACCAUUCAGCAGCUGUCAAAGUAAGCUGGAAACAAAAUAUCGCAGCAAGGUUAGCUCUCCUGAUGGCUUCGGCUUCUCUGCAGAUAUGGACAGGCUACCAGAAAAAAUCCAGGGAAUCUGCAUCGCCAGCGAGAACUACCAGCGGACCUACUUAGCGGCGGGCUCGUUUGUGGACGGGCACUUUGUGGAAGCGUCCGGCGAUGCGGACGAUGAAGCUGCUGACCUCAAUGAAACUUCCUGCUGCCCUCAGCCAGAAGAUAGUAGAGAUUUAGAUGACAAGCAUCUGUCUGAAUUCACCGACUUCUAUGAAGUUGACAUUUAUCAAUCCAUAUUGGAUACUAGUGCCUCAGAUGCGAUACAAGAGAGUCGGAUCUUAAGCCUGAUUCGACAGAAAAGCAAAGAACAAGGAGAAAACGAGGCAGAAUGCUGUUUGGUGUUAGACGGCCUUGAGCAGCAAGGGGGAAGUGCAAUACAGGCAGAGUCACAGGAAGCUUCGGGAACCGUUGGGUUUCUAAUGGACGACCUAGAAAACAUGGUACAAGUGUGGGGCUGUUACUCACAGUCUUCUUCCGAAGAUGUAGAUGGCGAAGGUUUCCUCGGAGAUUCUCCUGUUCGGCUCUCUCCUCUGCUGGACAGUGUCUCAUUGACCCUGAGCAAGCUCUCUAGACCUCUGGAAGAACCGCCAGUACCUGAAGCUCCCAGCGAGCCAUCUGGAUUGGAUCCAUUCUGCUUCCCUCUUUUCAAGGUCCAGUGCGACAGUGCCACCUUCCCUUUCCCCCGCGACUCGCUUUCUGUCGGUCACGAAAACAUCCCCAUCUCUAGUAGCGGUCUCGACCCGCAUUCUAACAAACAGUCCCGCUUGCUGAUAUGGACCAAAAAUAGUGCCUUUGACGAAACGGAACACUGUUCUAACCUAUCGACGCGAACUUGUAGUCCGUGGUCCCAUUCGGAGGAGACUCGGUCGGACAAUGAACAGGGAUAUGCUCUAGCAGAGGACGCUGCUCAGAUUGGCCGAGACGAACCGGACCGAGUGAUCCCUCCUCUUUCGGGUACAUAUCUAGAAGAUGAACUAUUGGAGUUUUUGCAAGAGGACUCAAGCAAAAAGAAUGAAAAAAUUUGCGUUAGCACAGCACCCAAUCAGACCUUUACCAAAAAGUCCAAAUUGGAGUCCGUUUGCGGCAUAGCGCUAGAGAAGGACGACGGCAAACAGUACAGCACAGACAUGUUUUCAGACAACGCAAACCAACAGAGUGACGAUUACAGCUCAGGGAUCAUAAAAGACAUUUGGACCGCAAUCGGAGACAGGAAAUCUGCCGCGUCAAAAGACGGAGCAGAAAAGCCAAGCGAGGGACUCUUUUCAGACGAGUCGGGCACUUGCUGUUGCCGGUGUCCAGAGGUCCAGGCAAAAGGCGUUCCGGUUCAGGGGCCUCAGAAAAAAGCUGUGCAGCGAUCAGAGUAUCGGCUCUGGGAAGGCAAGAAAGACGAACAGGACUUAGCCAAAAACAAACUCUCCAAAGUAGAUGCCGCUGGGGAUUACAUGACUCCGUCCAAGCCUUGGGACUUGAACUCUGACAAGGAAAGUACAUCGUUCAUCCUUGGAGGGGUGUAUGGAGAGUUGAAAACACUAAGCGGCGAUAAGAACUGGGCCGUCGUGCCACCGAGUGAUACUCAAGAGAGCUUGCUACAGUGCACCACUGCGGCCACUUCCAGCUCAGACAUGCUCACCAUCACUGGCAGAGAUGUGUUCAUGAACGCAGGCAGCUGCUUCGCGCCCGGACACCGGCCCCUAUGGAGGCCCCUCGUUUCAUUCGGGCAGAGCGAUCAGGCCAUCAGGGGAGGCGGUGAUGGAUUGAAUAAGGGAUUUUCUUUGAUCUUCCAUGAAGAUUUGCUUGGAUCUUACAGCAGCUUGCGUAGAGACGAGCAAGAUUUAGAAUAUCCGUUUGCAUCCUUUAACCUGAAUAACCCCUUCUCUCAAGUCCUCCACGUCGAGUGUUCGUUUGAGCCUGAGGACAUGGCUACUUUCAGUCCGGGAUUCAAGCCCAAAUCCAUUCUUUGCUCUGAUUCCGAGAGUGAAGCCUUCCAAACUCGACUCUACGGCAUCAACCGGACGCAGUAUAGAGCCAUUCGCAUUUCACCCAGGACUCAUUUCCGACCAAUAUCAGCCUCAGAGUUGUCUCCAGUUGGAGUUAGCGACUCGGAGGCAGAGACUGACAAAGAGGAGAUGAGUUUUCCCGUAGUGGCGCCAGUGGACGUGUUUGAUGAUCCUCAGGCCGACCUCAAACCUCUGGAGGACGACGCAGAGUGUGAGGGGCCUUAUUACGGGAAGUCAGAACUGGAAUCUGGUAAAUUUUUACCCAGAUUAAAGAAGUCUGGCAUGGAGAAGAGCGCCCAGACUUCUUUGGAUUCACAAGAGGGUUCAAGCACGCUUCUGCCGAUUGCCGAGCAGGAGAGCGGCUUGAGCUGCAAAACAGCUGCGUCGAGCGCAGGCGGACAGGCGGAUGUGGACAGGACUCAACCGGAAGAAUCUUCAGAACCGAAGCAGUCCAAUUUAUGUUCACCAGCUGGUCAGAUCCCCAAGUAUGGGAUCGCCUACGACUAUGUUGGCGACAUGCCAGAGUUUCCUCUGUUAAAUAGAAGCGGGCAGGGAGGAAUGGGCGGCCAGCAAGACGAGUUCUGGUGGCAGAACACUAUUUGUUCACCCCUUUUCCCUGGAUCUCAGUGUACAGGGAGCAGCAACGUCUGACCUGUCCAGUUCAUCAGAGAGCAUCUUUCACCAAGAGAAGAGCUUCCUCUGUUCUUGGGACUGGACGUCUAACCAGCAAAAGAUUCAGGAAAAAAAACAACCCUAACGUAGGCUAAUAUCUGAGAAACGUCUCCAAAAAACCCCAACGCAUAACCCUGUUGGCUUUUCAUUUACUAACUUCAAAACAAAAACAAGAAGAAAAAAAAACUUGUGUAAUCAACAAUCAGAUCAACAAAAUGAGUGAAAAAAGAAAACUUU
Cyprinodon tularosa is the source of this 4911-nucleotide messenger RNA. RefSeq names its product KIAA0232 ortholog. The coding region runs from base 631 to 4653 and encodes 1340 amino acids. The transcript has 8 exons. Lineage: Eukaryota; Metazoa; Chordata; Actinopteri; Cyprinodontiformes; Cyprinodontidae. The record is from RefSeq and is a predicted model, not a curated record.